AUUGUCAAUUAUUACAUCAUUUACCAAGGAUAUUCUUCCAGAAAAACCUUUGAAUCAUCUACAAUUCUGUUAAGUAUGGCAGUCACCGCUCGUAACAACGGCUUCCGCAAGGUUGCCAAGUGGAUUGUUGGUGCCGUUGUUGUGGCAAGUGCUAGCAACGGUAUUGUCAUGGCGGAAAAGGAGACACCCGAAAUACCUGAGAUACCAGAAGAGGAGGAGACCAAGAUGGAAGUAACUGAAGUACCAGAACAGAAGCAGACUAAGACGGAAGUACCAGCAGUACCAGAGGGAGGGGAUCGUGAUGCGGGGGAAAAGUCUAAAGAUGGUUCAGGGGCAACACCGGCUGAGCCAAAGCAACAAAAAUCUUCUUCGAGUGCAGAGAAGGACUGGAAGUCUUCAGGUGAUUUCUCUAAGGCUAAUGUUGAAGAUUGGAUGCAUGAUUCGUUCAUCAAUUCCAAAGGUCCUGUCGGAAUAGGAAAGAACGUUGCAGAAAACGCUGCUUUCAGAAUAGCACAAAGGGAGGGUAAACAGUAUGUACCCCCUACACCAGCUGCCAACCCUAAGCAAGCUGCCGAAGCUACACCAGCUGCUGCACCUGCUCAGUAGGCUGAUAGUGCUUCUGCCGAUAAGCAGUAGAAGGGGUAUGUUGGAUUUGAAUCAAGCAUGUGGAACAUGUCGUACUUGAUGCUUAUAAACUAGUUGACAGUUACCAUAUCAAUAUACAAUAUUUUGGAUCUUGCUUCAAAGUACACUGGGACGGAAACGAGAACAACAUUUUAUUGUAUGUGCAUUUUUAUUGAUAUCACAUAAUAUAAGUGAAUUAUGAUUUUAUUAAUUAUUCAGUACAUAUGUAAA
This is a messenger RNA of Babesia bovis T2Bo, 855 nucleotides long. RefSeq lists its product as uncharacterized. The transcript has a single exon. Lineage: Eukaryota; Apicomplexa; Aconoidasida; Piroplasmida; Babesiidae. The record is from RefSeq and is a predicted model, not a curated record. The coding region runs from base 76 to 606 and encodes 176 amino acids.